Messenger RNA from Bombina bombina (fire-bellied toad), 9082 nucleotides. It is a transcript of the gene HLCS, whose product is annotated as holocarboxylase synthetase. Gene Ontology annotation, molecular function: biotin--[biotin carboxyl-carrier protein] ligase activity. The coding region runs from base 237 to 2834 and encodes 865 amino acids. The record is from RefSeq and is a predicted model, not a curated record. Lineage: Eukaryota; Metazoa; Chordata; Amphibia; Anura; Bombinatoridae. Gene Ontology annotation, biological process: protein modification process. The transcript is spliced from 12 exons. Gene Ontology annotation, cellular component: cytoplasm.
CAAUCGGUGUCUGCUUUGUAUCCUGGGAUGUGAUAGGCUGUGGCGCUCAAUGUGACAGGUAGAGAAGGUUGCAUGCUUGUGUCACUAGCUCUCGGGUCUCAUGCAGACUGUAAUGUUCCAGCAGACAAUGUUUUAGUGACUAACGUGCAGAAAAGAAGAACAGUUCACCUAUGCAAGAUCUCUGACUGGAGGGCAUUAAUGUGCCCUCUGCCCCUCUGAGAGCCCCUGCAUAAGUCAUGCUCUUUACCCUCUGCUACGUAUAUCUUUGGUUGCGGUUUCGGUCCACUUAUGCGUUGCUGAUCAGAACGUCUGUGCGCAGGCUCCAUAGGACAAGCUCCUUCACAUUCUGUACAGAGCUGGUUCAUUCUCAGAAACAAGCGAAAGUUGAUGGAGGCUGCUUGAAGGUUGGCAGCAAAAUCUUUUUCAUUGAGGGUUCCAAGCCCUUUGAAGAUCUGAACAAGUGGAGCCUCCUUGCUGAAUCGUCUUGUGAUAGGGAUCAGGGCGCGGGGCAAAUCACCUUUAUAACUGAGAGUAUUUCUUUACCUAGCGAAACCUUAUCAGCUGCAUCAUUCACUUCCCAAAAGAUUCAGAAGCUGUCUGAAUAUUGUUUGCCACUAGCACUAUGUCCUGGCGACUCCUUUAAAUUACUUGCUGAAGCCAGUGUGGAUAACUUCAGCGAACUUGGAAUUGCUUUUAUGGAAGACAGGCUGCAGAUGGAUAAUGGAUUUCUUCCUCAGAAAAUUACAUCUGUACAUGUCAACGAGCUGUCUUUAAAGGAUAAGCAACACGUAUCCAAAGAGGCAGACCUAAACCCAGCAGUAAAUAGUGGUACAUUGUUAUUUGAUCAUCCUCUUUUUGGGAAUUCUAAAACUUCAAUGGGAGUGGUGGAAAGCACCGAAAUAAGUGAAGAAGACACAAUGUCUAACCAAGACAAUGAAUCCCGUGUGAAUGAUGAACCUACAACUGAUCACCGUCAUUUGCAUCUUUCCAGUUGUCAUGAAUGUCUGGAACUAGAGAACUGCACUAUAGAGUCUGUAAGAUUUGCAUCAGCAGAGAACAUUCCUGACCUUCCUGAUGAUUUAGAAGACAGUGUAAAUCACAGUUGGUUAAAAGAUAAUGCAAAGUCUAAUUUGACUGGGAAGCCUCCUAACGUUCUUGUGUAUACUGGUUCUACACCUGGUGACCGCUUUGAACAAAUCAAGUUAGUUCUCCACCAUUGUUUUGACUCCUGCAGAUAUGUAGUUUACCCUCUUCAUGAGGAGCAAAUUCACAAAGCUCCUUGGAUGGAUAACUGUUUAUUGUUAGUCAUAGUAGCUGAAGAUCCAAUUUCUGCAGAAGUCCACAAGCGUUUCCUUACUUAUUUAUCUAAAGGUGGAAAGAUUCUGGGCCUCUCUUCAUCGUUUACAUUUGGCAAUGUAAUAAUAACCAGCAAAUGUGAAUUAAAUGAAUCUAUCCAGAGUUUGAUUUUUGAUGAACCCAAUUCCAAUCAAACAAUAUUUGACGUGAUGGCCAGUGGCAAAGUAUUUAAGAAGAACACUAAUGAAACACAUGAUAAUGUGGCAUCAUGGGGAUAUUUAAACAAUGACUGUAAAGACCUGAUGAUGGUUCACCAAACAUAUGGAGACAAUGGAGGAGAAGCCAUUCUUUGUCAGGUUCAUUUGGAAUUGUCUCCAGAGUCCCUAACUGGUCAUAGCAAAGAGACUUUUGAUGUCCUGAAGAAGAGCAACUCCAAAAGGUUUGAAGUGUUAACCCAGAUAUUUACCAGCCUUGGCCUUGACUGUGAUGUGAGAACUCCUCCUUCAUUAACCCCUGUUUACCUGCUAACUUCAGAACAGGACGAUCAUUCUGUUGUGCUCCAGUGGCUACAAACAAGAGCAGACAAAGAUGGGUUAAUAAAAUCUAACAAGAUGUCUCUCAAACUGUGUCCAGUUGUCCAGCCUGAAAUGGUCAUAAGUCCAUCCCAUGUACCACUCAUUACGGGGGCAGACAGUAUCUCCUCCGAAGACUUCAGCCUGAAAACCUAUAGAGAGAAUCUGCACACUGAGAAGCUUGGCAAAAUUGUGCUCUUUGCUGAAGUUACCACAACAACAUUCAGCCUCCUGGAAGGGUUGAUGUUUCAUGAACCAAAGGAAAUGGGGUUAAUUGCUAUUGCGGCCCAGCAGACUCAAGGCAAAGGUCGUGGUGGGAAUGUCUGGCUCAGCCCUAAAGGUUGUGCAUUAGUCACACUGCAUGUCUCUAUACCAUUGUUAUCUAACUUGGGUCAGAGGAUUGCUUUUGUGCAACACCUUAUGGCCCUGGCUGUGGUGGAAGCAGUGAGAUCCAUACCCGGAUAUGAGGACAUCGACUUAAGAGUGAAAUGGCCGAAUGAUAUCUACUACAGUGAUUUAAUGAAACUUGGGGGCGUCUUAGUAAAUUCCACACUAAUGGGAAAUACUUUCAAUAUUCUAAUUGGCUGUGGAUUCAAUGUCAGUAAUAGCAACCCAACAAUUUGUAUCAACGAUCUCAUCAUGGAACACAACGAGGAGAAUCAUACCAGCAUUGAACCUCUGAGAGUAGAUAACCUGAUUGCCAGAACUGUGACUUCUUUAGAAAAGCUUAUUAAUAUAUUUCAGAAGGAUGGACCCAAUGGCGUCUUACCUGUUUAUUAUAAAUACUGGGUACAUAGCGGGAAGCAGGUUCGACUUGGAAGUGAAGAUGGACCAUUGGCUUGGAUAGUUGGUUUGGAUGAUUCUGGGUUCCUACAAGUUCUUCAGGAAGGAAAAGAUGUUAUAACUGUUCAUCCUGAUGGCAACUCCUUUGACAUGCUUAGGAACCUGAUCAUACCAAAGCAUUAAUCAUUUCACGGUUCUUUCCCUUAAUAUAUUGUUGAAUAUAAACAUUCCUAAUGCAAGAUUCCAGCUUAAUUACCUUAAAUAGAGUUUAGCUUGUUUUGUAAGUAAUAUAUCUGAUGAUUACAAUAAUUAGGAACAAUUUAAUCUAUAUAAAAAAACACAAUUCUAACGAUCUGACCUACAAAUACCAUGUUAUAGCUAUGAUAAUACAUAAUAGAUGGUUAUUUUUUUUAGACAAUCAAGAUAAUACAUUAAAUUAAAACAUUUGUUUAAUAUCUAUUCAGAUCAACAUUCAAAUAAUUCAAUGACAUUUGUGCUUUCCAAUUAAUUGAGCAACAUGAUCACUUUCCAUAGAUUAGAUGGUAUCUGUUGGUUAUGCCUACUGUACACUUAUUUAAAAAAGAGAGUAAAUGUUAUCAUUGUUUAAAGGGACAUGAAACCCAAAAUCUUUCUUUCAUGAUUUAGGUAGAACAUACAAAAUCUUUCUUUCAUGAUUUAGGUAGAACAUACAAUUUUAAACAACUUCCCAGUUUACUUCUAUUACCAAAUUUACUUCAUUCUCUUGGUAUGCUUUGUUGAAGGAGCAGCAAUGCACUACUGGUUUCUUAUUGAACACAUGGGUGAGCCAAUGACUAUCGGUAUAUAUAUAUGCAGCCACCAAUCAGCAGCUAGAACCUAGGUUAUUUGCUGCUCCUGAGCUUUCCUAGAUAAACCUUUCAGCAAAGGAUAGCAAGAGAAUGAAGCAAAUUAAAUAAUAGAAGUAAAUUGGAACUUUGUUUACAAUUGUAUGCUCUGUCUAAAUCAUGAAUGUCUGUCUGAUUAUAACUUUACUGUCCCUUUAAGUGAUUGAUUAUAUUGUGCAUGGGAUUUGUGCAUACUUACAUAUGGCUCAUGCACUCACAUUUACAGUUGUUGGUGGGUCAGACAACAUUGGCCCUUAUAACAUAUGCAUUUCUGCUUGCAUACUGACCUGGGAAUGCAAGUGCACAAGACAUACAAAAGUAUGCUCUACAAAACAUGCACAGCAAAAACUAUAACGGUGAUAGUUUUUACUAGAAUCACAUUUGCUUAAUAAAUUAUAUUACAAAGUGCUUCUUAUCAAAACCUAAUUAAACUAAUGAAAUGUCCCUUAAAAUGUACAUGGGUUUCCAAAUCUCCGCCACUCUUCUAAUAGAGCUUGUUUUGUAUUUCCUUUUCACAAUAAAUAAUCUAAUGUUAAAUAAUAUUAAACUUGCUAUAUUGCAACACUCCAUAUUAUGCUGUUAAUAAAUAUGUACAGAUAUUUCCUUCUAAAGGGGAGGAGAGUCCACUGCUUUAUUUAUCACUUGGGGGAAAUAAGAACCUGGCCACCAGGAGGAGGCAAAGACACCCCAGCCAAAGGCUUAAAUACCUCCCCCACUUCCCUCAUCCACCAGUCAUUCUUUGCCUUUCGUCUCUUAUGGAGGGUCGGUCUGGAGUUUUAAGUAGUCCUGGACUCCUGUCAGCCUCUCAGGGAGAGCAUGGGUGAAAGUUAGAGUCCAGAGAUGCAGGGGGAGUUCUCCUGCAAAACCAUCCCGACUCAUAUUAACAGUUCCAUAAGCAAUCAGCGUUGACGAGUUUCCCUGCCUGCUUUUAUUCUCUCCAUGUCAGGAGCGACACUACUAACCUGUCACAUUUGAGGGGCCGUGUUCCUGUUCCACGGCGUUGAUUCUGGUAAGAUCGUUUUUAUAUAUAUAUAUAUAUAUAUAUAUAUAUAUAUAUAUAUAUAUAUAUAUAUAUAUAUAUAUAUGUGUGUGUGUGUGUGUGAUAUAACGCAAGAAGACAGGGUCACAGUGUAACUCCUUUUAUCUGUAUAGAAUCUAGGGUUAAACCCUCGGAAGGGGGUUAUGGAACAGGUGGGAUUUUAAUAUACAUAAUAAUGUUUAUUGUGUUUUUCUUUGCUGCACUUGUGUGAGAUGAGGCCUGUCGAUGUAGAACAGUUAGAGAGAGUUUGAGGCGGGCUUUUUGGCAUGUCUCUCUCUCAGUGCAGGGGCGGUCCUGCAUGGCAUUCCAUGUGACCGGGUGUGGCUUCGUAACUUCCUCUUUUUCCACCUGUGUUCGGAGGAGAUGAAAGCUGUUUCUUGUAGUCCGGGUCAUAGGAGGUGGUGAGUGCCCCGGCCAUUGAGAUAUAUAUAAUCUAUAAUCAAGUCCGUAAUAAAGGCGCAAGCUAUGGAGGACUCUGAUAUGUUGGAGGGUACUCCUUUCUUAUCUAAAUCUACUAACUGUGUAUACUGUUAGGAGGUUCUGGUCGAACCGCGAUUACAUCUCUGUUCCACAUGUUAUGACAAUAUUACUACUUCUAAAAAGAAUAAAGUAUUUAGUACAACUGAGCCUUCCACCUUUGAGGGUUCUUCAUCCCGUGAGGUGUGUUUCCUACAAACAUCUCCGACUACACAAGCAGUUCCCCAGGGCACUACUAACCCUCCCGUGGGAGGGGCCCUUUGGUCUCCAGAUUUUGCCAAUCAAUUGCAAACGGCGGUCUCUGCGGCCAUAAAUGCGAUGCCUCGUCCUACUAAGCGCAAGCGGAAGGUACGGCACAGCUAUCCAUCUCAGGGGUCUUCGACUCCACGGGAUAUCUCGGACAGAUUAUCUGCGGAGAAGGACAAUUCCGACUUAUCGGAGGAUGACGCUUCUGAGUCGGAAUCGGCUACUUCAAGGCCUCCGUCUGCGGAGGAAUCAGAUUUCAAAUUUAAGAUGGAGCAUUUGCGUUUCCUGCUGAAGGAAGUGCUUGCUACGCUGGAGGUUCUGGAACCGAAGCUACCAGAGGAACCUUCAAUCCCUAAAUUGGAUAGGGUUCACGAGAACAGGAUAGUGCCCCAGGCCUUCCCGGUUCCUAUCAAAAUGGCGAACAUUAUUACAAAUGAAUGGGAGAAACUAGGUUCGCCCUUUUCUCCCUCGUCUUCUUUUAAGAAGCUUUUCCCCCUCGUCUUCUUUUAAGAAGCUUUUCCCCCUUCCAGAUGCGCAGCUUGAACUGUGGGGAACCACCGUCUUUAAGGUGGAUGGUGCCAUCUCCACGCUCGCUAAGAGAAAGACCAUUCCGCUUGAGGAUAGCUUCUCUUUUAAAGAACCCAUGGAUAAAAGGAUUGAGUCUGUUGCGGAAGAUGUUCCAACUGACGGGGUUCAUUCAGACUUGUCCCAACAGAUAUCUCUGGACAGACCGGUGAGGGAGUCCCUGUCUUGGUGGACCCGACCGGGUCAGUUGUCCCAGGGGCCUUCUUUCCUGAGAUCAUCCUGGGAGAUUGUAAUCACGGAUGCGAGUCUAUUAGGUUGGGGAGCCGUUCGGGGUACCAGAAAGGAUCAAGGCAGAGGAAUCGAGCCUACCUAUAAACCCUCUGGAACUUUGAGCGAUUUUCAACGCUCUGAAGGCUUGGCCCCCUCUGGGGUCAUCCCAAUUCAUCAGAUUCCAAUCGGACAACAUCACCUCGGUGGCUUAUAUAAACCACCAGGGGGGAUGAGAAGCUCCCUAGCAAUGAGGGAAAUAGCUUGGAUUCUGGAAUGGGCAGAGACUCGCAAUUGUUCGCUCUCAGCGAUCCACAUUCCGCGUGUGGACAACUGGAAAGCAGAUUUUCUGAGCAGACAGAAUUUUUAUCCAGGAGAAUGGUCUCUCCACCCGAGAUGUUUGCGGAUAUCUGCAGCAGAUUGGGGAUGCCGUAAAUAGAUCUCAUGGUGUCCAGACUCAAUUGCAAGCUACCCAGAUAUGGGUAGCGAUCCAGGGAUCCCCAAGUGGAACUGAUAGACGCCUUGGUGGUACCCUGGGACUUCAACCUAAUCUACAUAUUUCCACCGUUGCCUCUUCUACCUCGAGUAGUGGCCCGCAUCAAGCAGGAGCAAGCUUCGGCUAUUCUGAUUGCUCCGUCGUGGCCGCGGAGGACGUGUUUUGCGGAUCUAGUGGCGAUGUCGUCUUAUCCGCCGUGGAACUUACCUUGUCGCAAGGACCUUUUAGUUCAAGGUCCUUUUCUACAUCAAAAUCUCGAGUCUCUGAGGCUGACUGUGUGGAGAUUGAACGCCUAGUCUUAGCUAAGAGAAGUUUUUCGGAGAGAGUGAUCUACACUCUCGUCCAGGCCAGGAAGCCGGUCACUAGAUGCAUCCACCACAAGGUGUGGAGGACCUACUUGUCCUGGUGUGAGGAACAAGGAUACCCUUGGCACAGGGUCAAGGUAUCCAGAAUUUUGGCCUUUCUCCAGGAUGGUCUGGAUAAGGGUCUUGCUGCCAGUUCCCUAAGGGGACAGAUCUUGGCUUUAUCGGUACUGUUGCACAAAAAGCUUGCAGAGCCUCCUGAUAUUCAGUCCUUUGUUCAGGCUCUGGUUAGGAUUCGACCGGUUUUCAGGAUUCCGGCUUCUCCCUGGAGCUAAAACUUGGUGCUUAAGGUCUUGCAGAGGGCUCCGUUUGAUCCUAUGCAUGCACUGGACAUUAAGAUUCUCUCAUGGAAGGUCCUGUUGUUAUUGGCUAUUGCUUUGGCACGCAGAGUCUCUGAGUUGGCGGCCUUACAAUUUGAGCCUCCUUACUUGAAAGCCAUUCUGCGAACCGGUAUGGGAUUUCUUUCCAAGGUAGUGUUGAGUCGUAACAUUAACCAGGAAAUAGUGGUUCCUUCCUUGUGUCCUAACCCAUCUUCUUCAAAGAAGAGGUUACUUCAUAAUCUGGAUGUGGUUCGGGCCUUGAAGUUUUAUCUUCAAGCCACAAAGGAGUUCAAACAGACGUCGUCCUUAUUCGUUGUGUAUUCUGGAAGGCGCAGGGGGCAGAGGGCCUCUGCAACUUCUCUAUCUUUUUGGUUGAGGAGUAUGAUCCGUCUGGCUUAUGAGACAGCGGGACAGAAGCCUCCUCAGAGGAUUACGGCUCACUCGACUAGAGCUGUGGCCUCUUCUUGGGCCUUUAAGAAUGAGGCUUCUAUGGAGCAAAUUUGUAAGGUGGCUACCUGGUCAUCUUUACAUACUUUUGCAAAAUGUUUUGCUUCAGCGUAAGCAGCUUUUGGGAGAAAGGUUCUGCAGGCUGUGGUGCCCUCAGUAUAGGGUUCGCCUCCUUUACCCUCCCUUUUUCUUCAUUCAGUGUCCUCUAGAGCUUGGGUAUUUGUUCCCACAAGUGAUGAAUGAAGCAGUGGACUCUCCCCCCAUUUAGAUGGAAAACAUAAAGUGGGGAGGAGAGUCCACUGCACCUUCCUGUUCUCCAGUGGGCGGACCCAAUUUUUUUUUUUUGUUCUUCACACACCACUUAUACCCUGAUAUUUCUCCUACUGUUCCUUGUUCCCUUGGCAGAAUGACUUGGGGAUGAGGGAAGUGGGGCUUAUUUAAGCCUUUGGCUGGGGUGUCUUUGCCUCCUCCUGGUGGCCAGGUUCUUAUUUCCCACAAGUGAUCAAUGAAGCAGUGGGCUCUCCUCAACACGAUGGAAAUGAAAUUAUCAGGUAAGCAUAGUUUAUGUUAUUCAUAUCUAUUUUUUUUUAUUUAGAAAGAAUCUUUCUCUCUACAUUGGGGGGGGGGGUCUGUUACUUAUUCAUUAUGUUGCAUAAUAGUUUUUGUUAAAAAACAACAACUUUGAACUUUAUAGAAGAAAUUCUGGACGUUUCAUAGCUUUUAGGUUUAAAUCAGUCUAAAAACCCCUAGUUGCAAAUUACAAAAAAAUGUGGUAUACUGGACAUACAUGCCUAUUUCCCUUUUUUAAAUCAGUUAUGCAUGGUACUUGUUCCUGUAGUUUUACAAUAUAAUUGCAUAUAAUUAAUGUCUUAUUCACAUGAAUAUUUGUGUUGUGUAUUUUUGAGUUUAUGUAUCACACAAUCUCUAAAGACAGACUCACAUUAAAAGCAGCAUUCACUACUAUUGCUUACCACAUCCAGAAUAUCAAGGUUAAAACUGUGUGUGUGUGUAAAACGCAUAUACAAACGCAGAUUUUGUUUGUAUAAAUAUUUUUUUAAUUUCACAAUGCUCUUAAGUGUUAUGUACUGGUUUGGUUUACAUGUAAAGUAAGUUUAGCGCAAAUUUUAAUAUUGCCUAUUAGUAGGAAGUCAAUAGCAGAUGUGGGAAUGCUGUAUUAACUAUUAAUUGUAACCAGAGGUUUUGUUUUGCAAAGAAAUCUAAAAGCCUACACUCAAUAUAAAUCUUUAAAUAGUGGUUUCAAAUUUGGGAACAUAUUGAUAAAACUAUUCAUUCUUCUCCUACCUGUAGAAAAGGGGUUAACUUAUUUUCUUGACACAUGUAUGUUAAAAUAUAUCCAAGAUCACAGAUUAAAUAAAGUCUUCCAAGUCC